Brenthis ino (lesser marbled fritillary) is the source of this 3936-nucleotide messenger RNA. The record is from the annotation of a GenBank genome assembly. NCBI's taxonomy places the organism in Eukaryota, Metazoa, Arthropoda, Insecta, Lepidoptera, Nymphalidae.
AUGAGUUCACCAAGUCAACCUAAGAAACCCAAGUCGCCCAGUGAUGAUAACAAGUCUUUUGUGGAGCAAAUGGCGACAAAGAUGACACGUUUGCUGCCCAACACAAUCACAAAAUGGUUUAGUAGUCCAUCAAAUGCAAAUGGCUCGACACAAGUGGCGGAAUCAACAGACUCUUCAACAGAAGAUGAAUCCACUGACAGUCCAUUAGUCAACCAGCCAGCUGCUAAACGAAUGCGCUACAAUUUACCUGGACCAUCGAAUGUAUAUUAUGUUCCUGAAACAAGGAGCAUUAGUACUAACACUGAACCAGUUGAAUCGAGUAAUCCUGGACAAUCAAUAGCAAAUAGAAGUACAUUUACAUUAGAAACAAAUUCAAAAUCCUCUGAUGAAACUUCAGUAGAGAAGAAGAGCACUUCUCCUUAUAUUUUACAAGAUUCACUAGCAUGUACACAACGUCCUUCAAGAAAGAGGAAGUCACUUUAUGAUAUAACUACAAGUUCAAAUCAGCAUAAUGCUUCGAGUGAUGAACCAUUAGAGAAAACAGCUACAGCUAACGAGUAUAGCCAACCGUAUUUUAAAUCUAGUUUAGCUGUAGUUUCGCCGUUUUACCCAGGAAAAACUAAGUAUGGAGGUGCCAGUAGCUCAUAUAUCAAUCAACCAAAUAUUAAAUUCACAAAAACAACCCAUAUAAAUAAUACAACAAGUAAUAAUGAUGCAACUAUGAGUAAUUCAACAAAACGCAUUAUGGAUUUAUUAGAUAAUUUUUCUUCUCCAACUAUUGAUGCUAGAAGAAUUCCACAAAUUAUAAGUUCACCUGUAAAUAAUACUAAUCAGUCUCUAAACAGUACUGCGACCAGCAAAAGACACUUGUCAUUUAAAAAUAAUGAGCUCCAUGUGCCUGGUAUUGCAAGUAUACUAAAACUGAAACAAAGUUCAAGAUUAAUGAGCACAACCAGUGUUGCUCGUCAGAUAAUAGCAUCACAAAGCAGUUCAUCUAAUGAUACAUUUCCACCAAGACCUACUAGAAGUUCUACCCCAAACAUUUCAGAAGAUAAGAACCCAUUAAAAAUGAGAGUUAGAGUAUCGAAAAGGGAUUACUUGGAGUUAGAACCCACUGUUCUACCAGUCAAUCUCCCAACUGCUACUUUGCAAAUUGAUAAAGAUAAUCUGCCUAAAUUUUCCUUUGGCAAUGCUGUGCCUGAACCAACAUCAAGCUCUAAACAAAGUGAUGUUUGUAUUUCAAACAAUUCAACGCCUAAAUUGAGCAUUAUUUCCUCCUCUGAACCCAAAGGAAUAUCGACUGAUGAGGUAAAAAUAAACGAAAAACCGGUAAAUGAAAAACCGAACUCAACACAAAGGAAUACCUAUACAUUUGCAUCCCCAGUUAGAAUAUCUGUGGAAGCGGUAGAGAGCUUAGUAUCAUCACAGAAAUUUGCGUUUGGUAGCCCUGAAAGAAAUGUUGAAGACCAAAAUCAGAAUAUAAAUAGAGAAAAUAACAUAUCCACAUUGGUAAAUAAUUCUCAGAAAGCAGGGCAAAAAACAAUCCAACAGGAUAAAGAGUCAGAAAAGGAUUGCAGUGAAGUUGAUAAGUGUACUGAUUGUCAAGCUGAUUUGAAACAAGGGUGUUCUGGUAAAUGCUUUGAAUGUGAAAAAGAAAAAAGUGCGCCCAAUAAGCCUGAACCUCUAACAGUUGUAGCAACGUUGACGAAAUGGCGAUGCCCAGAUUGUUGGGUAGAUAAUGAAGAAGUUAAAGAUAAAUGUGUAUGCUGUGGAGGGAAUAAGCCCACAAAAACAAAAACAAGUAGUACUAUUUUGACAGACAAGAAAGACAAUGACAACCAGAUAUAUAACAAAAUUAAAAUAAGGGACAAUUUGACCUCUAAUGAAAUAAGUAAAUCAAGUGACAUCACUCCUUCAAUAAGUAUUGUUACACCUACAUCUAAUGUGUCCACCCUAGACAAAAUUGUUAAGAUGCAAAGUAGUAAAUGGGAGUGUCCAAAUUGCUUGGUAAGAAAUGACAACAAUAAAAGCAAAUGUGCUUGCUGUGAGACAGAAAAACCAGGAACUGCUAAAGAACUCCAAAACAAAACUUUCAAUUUUGGUGUCAGUGCCAAUGUAUUCAAGUUUGGUAUUAAUCCUAAACAAAAUGUUCCAAAGAAAGAGGCAGAAGUGAAAUCUGUAGACUUGAAACCUUUUCCAGCCAAAGAGUCUGAGACAAAUAACAAUGUGUUGUUGAACAACAAAUUUGAAAUCAAAGCCGAUGAAGUGAAAUCUUCAGAUCCAGUUAAACCAGAUGAGCCAGCUAAGCAAUCUGAAGUUUCUAAACCCACAUUCUCAUUUGGUAUACCCAAAGAAAGCACCGCUAAUACUUUUGGAAUUACUACUUCCACUCCUGUCGGAUUUUCAAUGAUCUUACCGAAAGAUAGUGAAAAAGCUAAAACAGAACAUGAUGAUAAGCCAAAGGCUGUGCCAGAAAUGAAUUUAUUCGGCAUUAAGCCCAUAAUUAAUAGCACUGCGUCACCACUGACUAAGGCUACUACUUUGCCUAUUUUGAAUAAGCCUUUUACCAUCACAGAAUCGACCACAAACAUUGCAACAACAUCUGAACAAGUUGCUCCUCAAAGUACAUUUUCAUUUUCAAGUGGUUUGACACAGCCAGUGAAUCUCCUAAACCCCCAAACAUCGACCACUGCCUCUGAAACUUCUUCAGUCAGCGCGAGUCCGGCAAUAUCGAGUAUACAGAAUUCUCCAGCUCCUACACUGCCAUUUUUCUCAAAAAAUGAAAUUAGCGGUAAUUCUCAAUCGUUAUUUUUUCAAAAAAAUGAAUCGGAGCUAUCUCUCUUUCCAAAAACAGAGUCUGCAACAACAACAGUUGCGCCACAACCACCCAUAUCCAGCUCACCAAUAUUUAGUUUUGGUAACAAUUUGACACAGAACGUUCAACCAAAUAUUGAAAAACCUAAAUUUACAUUCACAUUUGGUGCAAACAAAUCUGAUGCUCCAACGUUAUUUAAUCCCCCACCGGCCUUCGGCGCUCUAGUGGAAAAUAAAUUCAAUCUGCCCACCUCGAACACUAUAAGUAGCGGCUUGCCGGUCAACAAUACCAUGAAUAAUAGUGGUUUGCCAAACAGUAAUGGCUUGUCCACUGGCAACCCUUUGGCCGGAUUGGCGAGAGGCAAUGGACUGGGCGCAGGAACUAAUAUUGGAGGAGACGGCUUAUCUAACCCAUUAAAUCCCGUCAACAAUUUAAUGGCCGGCAGUUCAUCAACAACGGUUGGUGCUGGUAAUCUAUUUGGUGGAAUAAAGAAAGAUAUGUGGUCUGGACAAAAUAAUACUGGGAGUGGUAAUAUUUUCGUUUCCAAUACAACGACAAACAGUAUACAAAAGCCGGCUGCUUUCACAUUUGGCGCUUCAACGUCUUUUAACGCUAACAGCGCGGCACCCACUCAUUCAUUUGGUAAUCCCACGCAACCGCCGCAGCCAGCACAGCCGGCGCAAUCAGCACAGCCCUUGCCAAACCUAUUCGGCGUCGUUAGUCCGAAUAAUCAGCAACAACAACCUACAUUGUUUUCGAAUACAGUACAAAACCAGGCUACACCAAAUGUUUUUGGAACAACACAAUCUCCUGUGCCUUCAGUCGGGGGAAUGUUCGGGACGCCAAGAUUCGGAGCGCCAAAUACAAUGUUUGAAGCUCCCCCAAUGAACCCAACGCCCGCUAUGAAUCCGACGCCGACACCAUCCUUCAGUUUUGGGGCUCAGCAGCCUCAAAGUAGCAUAUUUUCAUUUUCACAGCAACCGCAGUUGCAGCAGCAACCCGGCGUGUACAACUUCGGCGCGCCCGGGGGCUCCCCGGCGGUGCAGUUCAACAUGGGCAGCGCUCCCAGCGCCACCGGACGGCGCGUCAAGAAAGCGAUACGCAGGACCACGCCUCGACCG